CAGGCCGAAGAGUCUGGCAUAGGUAGACAGUACCUGUGUAUGUGGACCUGGGGUCUGACCUGACCAUAACAACAGUAAACAGCGUCCACCACCCACAAAGGGUCAGUGAUCAGCCGCAGCAUCGAUUCAAGCCCAACCGACAUCAAGAAGCAGUAUAUCCAUGAGUCAGAAUUUUCAGUGUAUGAAUAGUCAUAUCCCAGGCCUUAUGAAGACUACCAGGAUCUACCAUUUGAAAAAUGUUCAUCAUAUCAAUGGAAAAAAAAGUGUGCUGAAGGAUGAGGGAGGGCUGAACGGUCGCUGCGACAUGACCUCUGCAAAACGGAUCAUUGUGAGUAGGCCUUCAUCAAGGCCUGUUGAAUGCUGGCUGGGGGGAAAUAGCAUCAUGAUCAUGACUCCAGAAUCGAUUCUAAGGAGUGGCGUGCGGUCAAUGGCAGAGCAUUCCCGGAUCAUCUUGUCGCGAUCGACACCUCCGUUGAAGCGUUUGCCUCCAUCAUGGCAGUUUUGCUUGAAGGGUAACCUGAGCAAGGAUGCGAGUAUGGAAGGGAAGGAAACCUUUUUGAAAGUCGUGGCGGGAUAUUUAGUGUGUGUAUCACGUGACUGUACCGCUUACAGGGAACGGCAUUUCAUUGGCUGGCGGGACUGACGAUAUUCGAUUGAAGCAUUGCACUGUAACUAUCUUACUAGUAGUACUGCGUAGUGCUAGGUAGCUCCUUGAAGGUUGACCCUAGGAGCUCAUACUGGCAA
Aspergillus uvarum CBS 121591 is the source of this 744-nucleotide messenger RNA. RefSeq lists its product as uncharacterized. The transcript has a single exon. The record is from RefSeq and is a predicted model, not a curated record. The coding region runs from base 161 to 643 and encodes 160 amino acids. Lineage: Eukaryota; Fungi; Ascomycota; Eurotiomycetes; Eurotiales; Aspergillaceae.